This is a messenger RNA of Trichobilharzia regenti, 2736 nucleotides long. The record is from the annotation of a GenBank genome assembly. Lineage: Eukaryota; Metazoa; Platyhelminthes; Trematoda; Strigeidida; Schistosomatidae.
UUUCCUGUUUGCAUCCAAGACACUCUGUUCCUUCUUUGGCCCAGGCAUUGUUGAACUUGACCCAAUUCCGAAAAAGUUCCAGAUAUUGCUUGUUCAAAGAGGACUUGACCGGCACCAGGAAAGAUGAACGGUUACCAUCCAAAGUCGUGCCAACUGUCCAAAACCGUUUGAAAACUGACGUUGUACCGUGAGAAACUGUCAGUCACGUCUCGUAAACCGUUAAUGCCCAGCUCUCGCUACGCUCGGGCUCACGCUGUUCCUUGAAGUUUUCAGAAACGCUUAGUUAUAACGGACGCGAAAACCAAAACACCGAUUGGCCGCUUGAGAAUUCUUUAUUGUAACACCAACAUAUAAAAAAUAUUUCUACUAAGGUCUGUGAACAAAUAUUACAAUAAUACAAUAAUUAGUUAGUAGUUCACCCAAUAUAAACGGUUCCAACAUAAUGCUAACCCUGUAAUUCAGGUGGAAGAUAUCCUGUCACAAAAGGGAGAGUUUGCUAACUUAGCCUGCAUCAUAAAUGACAUGCAGCUACAAAUAAAUGAACUCAGGACGAAACUAAAUGAACUUGACCUGGUACCAGAAACAAUCCUCCAUCUUAAAAGAGAACUGGGAGAUCUCACUUUCCUAAAACUCUUUAAGCUCAGGACUAAACCAACCGAUGCUGAAUUGGAACAUGCUAAGGAGCUAGAAAACGUUAUGGACUAUUUGUCGAGCGAAGUUGUUAAGAGACUUGCUUCUAAACAGAACGCCAUAGUGUACAACAUACCUGACAAAGAGCCCAUAAAAUCGGUUCAGCACUCCUUGUUAAGAGCUGCCAACCUUCUAAGCACACCCUGUCAGUGUAUUAGACUAAAUAAAAAAGAGACAAACCGCACAUGUCCCAUACUUUUCAGGUUUAACAGCUGUAUUAUAGCCGAACAAUUCAGGAAAUCUGAGGAUAUUUUGGCUUCCACUACAAAAUUCAAAAAUAUUAAAAUAGUCCCGGACAAAACCCCCAACCAACGACAAGUAGCUAAGAACACCAUAGAUACAAACACGAUUAUACCACAAAUCGUGAAUAGCGUCAGCCUCGAAGUGUCAAAGAACACUAUAGCACAAAGUGACACUUGCACAGUAGUAGGUGAACAAACGACACAAGAAGGCAAAGGGAAACCCAAAAAGAGCAGCAACGCUGUAAUUGGUCUCGAAGUUCAUGAGAACACUCCUAGUAAAUCUACUGACCACACCCAUGAAGUAGAUGUAGAUGCUCCUACUACCGAUAACCUGCAAAUAUCGGCAGAUCACACUGCACCCAGGGCCAAACAAGAUAAUCCCACUGUAAAAGCCGUAAAGAAGUCCCCUAAAACCAAGGUUUCUCCUCAUGCGUCCAUAUACCUCCCUUGUGACAAGCCCAACAAGCAGCAUAUAAGCCUAAAAAAUAACUAUGCACGCAUAGCGGCAGGUCCCAUAAAGGAGACGGAAGACGUGAAUGGAAGAGCUCCUCAUCGAACUAAGAGUAGUAAACGAAUUGAGGACGACAGACUGCACAAGGUGAGAACUAACGGCAAAAAUGGCUCCACCCACACAAAAUCACACACCAGCAGAUAUGCAAGGGGCACCGAGAUGAUCAAACAGCAGAGUGAUACCCACGAUUUCCGCAAUAGCCGAGGUUUUAAAAUGCCUGUAGGCACAUAUAACCUGAGGACGGGACCCAUAAUCAAUAAUGAAAACACAUGGGCCACUAGACGGGACACCACUAGGUACCAUAUCAACGGAAAUUUAUACUCGAACCCUCGGCAUAACGGGUAUAGAUUGGCCCCUGGUCCUUCUAGGUACACUCACGAGAUGAGUCAGCUAAUGUACAACUACGUAAGACCUAGCACGCACUAUCCUCAAAAUAACCUAAAAACAGGUUACUAUGGCCCUGUAAAUUACAAUGUGAACAGUAAAACAGACUAUUUUAUGCAGAGAAAUGAUCCUAGAUACACACGUAAUGAGACCAGAAACGAUUAUAUACAACAGGAUUAUUUUCGGCUGCAGCAAACAAUAGCCCCCCUCGCAGCACAAUUUGUCCAGGGAAUAGUAAACACGCUGACAAUGUCUCAUAUGAGGAUCCCUCCGAACAUAACAUAGGCAACCAGGAGUUAGGGAUAGUAACAAGAAAACCUACUAACUAUCCCAACAACCCUGGUUUUCUGAAAAUUAUGCUCUUAAAUGCCCGAUCUCGCCUUAACAAAACAACUUCCCUUCGCAGCUUGGUAUACAUGGAGCCGCCAACACUGAUUCUGGUAACUGAAACUUGGCUUACUACUGAUAUACCUGACACAAAGCUGAUAAUUGAUAACUAUAGAUUCCAUUGACUUUUAGCAACCAAAACACAAAAAGGAGCAGAAGCACGAAUUCGACAUCAACUAUAUUCUUUGUUCCUGCAACAUAAAUAGAUACCGCAAAACAGCUGAUCGAAGAAUUUACAACCAAGCGCAGGAUGCCGGCUAGCUGAAAAGAGACUUUUCAAUAGCUGUUCGUCAAACUGUUCGUGAAGCUUACUCGGUAUAUCAAAUAAUCAUUGCAUGAACUGUAUAUUUAAGCAUCCUGUCGCAAAAACAACAUGUCGGUGCCUAAGAACAAUAUCAAGCAACAGUUUUCACAUAAUAACAUCCAGCAAGAUCAAAAUAGGCACCAAAAUCACGUAAACCGCAUCUGCCCGGACUACUAGCCCCUACUUAAAUCAACUAAACCGCACAAAUGACCUCAAGG